Messenger RNA from Marasmius oreades (fairy-ring Marasmius), 1044 nucleotides. RefSeq lists its product as uncharacterized. The coding region runs from base 1 to 1044 and encodes 347 amino acids. NCBI's taxonomy places the organism in Eukaryota, Fungi, Basidiomycota, Agaricomycetes, Agaricales, Marasmiaceae. The record is from RefSeq and is a predicted model, not a curated record. The transcript has 7 exons.
AUGUGUCUGACUACCUCAGCGCUUCGAAUUGUGCCACCUCUACCUCUCACCGUCACUGCAAAUCGGAAUCAUACAGUCACUUGGAUUCGCACCCACUACGACAUCGACGACGUUCCACCGGACAUUGACCUCCCUGAGGCAAUUCCGGUCAAUGGUAGCCCGACGCAAUCCUUUGAAGACGAUAACGACGACUUUAUCGGUCCCAAGGCGGCUACAUCUGCUGAUAUCCGUUCCGAAGAUCUCGAUGGCGGAGGCGAGACAAACGACUUGAAUGAUGAAGACGAAAACCAAAAGAACGGGUCCGUUACAGUGUAUUUGCGUGGCGAUGGGGAUAUUCAGUCAAUUUCGGCUGUAACACUGAGCGAGCAGUUGCCCGGACAGAAAACGUUCCAUACUGCUGUUGGCAGUGGACCGACUGCUACCGCCUCAAUUGCGGCUACAACGACCGCAAUCACGCCUUCAAACACAACCUCUUUAAUUCCUGGUAGCAACAGUUCAGUGUCAAGCACGGGAAGCGGCUCAACGCAGACCGCUACUCCAUCUGCUAGCAACUCAGCAAACUCGAACGUCAAUCCGACGCUGGCGCCCGCGCCGUUUGCUCCUCCCACGAACGCUACACCGAAUACCGGUGCUAUUGCCGGAGGCGUAGUGGGUGGCGUGCUUGUCAUACUUGUGUUCGGCACCGUUGUCUUUUACAUUUUGAAGCGAAGGAAGAUAAAACUGAAACAUAAUCUCGAUCCAACCCCCUACUUGGAUACGAUACCAGUUUCCGGUUCUGACGCACCUUACAUGGAUAUCAAGGAACGAAAGAUGCAGAUGGUCAGACAAAGAGAAAGCCUUGAACGUGAGUUAGAGGCGUAUGAGCAAGCAUCCCAAGAGUCGAACUCAAGAGCUGGGGACAUUCCCGACGGCCCUUUCCGAAAUGGAGGAUAUCAGGAAGGAGAUAUCGUGCAAGUAUUACGUCGUAUGGAAGUUUUAACACAGAGAAUAGCGACUUUGGAAGCGGGAAUGGCACCGCCUGAUUACAGCUCUCGUACGAGCUAA